AAGAGGCAAACCUCCCACAGCGCUGAUUCUUGUUUAACCCCUCAAACUUUCCAGGUGUUUAUCAUCGAUUGGCAUCUCUUUGCAUCCAUUGUCGGUACAGAUAUCAAUCAGUCGAGAUUCACUGCACGCGCGAUUUCGAUACCCGCCGUCGCGUUCCGCUUGUCUCAGGUCGUUGACACCAACCCGUCGCCCUCCCUUGCAUAACAAGCAAAAAAAAGACGAUCCGCACAGCACUCAAUCGCCAUGGCCGCUGCUCAAGGCAAAGCUGCUGCAUCCAAGGCUGCUCCUGCAAAAGCCAAAGCUCCAGCCAAGACAAAGGCCCCUGCUAAAGCUCCCGCGAAAGCUGCUCCCGCGAAGACUACUUCUACCAAGGCUUCCGCUCGGGCCAAGACACCGGCAAAGGACACCAAGAAGGCCACUGCCGCUACUGCUGCUCCCAAGAAGAAGGAUACCAAGACGGAAGACGCCGACGAAAUGUCCGACUCCUCUUCACUGAAGCGCAAAGCCGACGACGAUGUCGACAAUGCUCCCAAUGCCGCCGCUCCCCAGGCCAAGCGCAUCAAGGCCGUCCCCAAGGCGCCUUCGAAAAAGGCGCUACCUGCCGAUGCGGGCAAGAAAAUCAACGAUGCACCUACACAGCGUCUCGAUAUUUACGUGUUUGGCGAAGGUACGUCGGGCGAGCUGGGCCUAGGCAGCAAGAAGGUCAAUGGCAAGAAGCCUAUUGACGUCAAGCGCCCUCGCCUCAACGAGAACCUCGCUGCCGGCAAGGUCGGCGUUGUUCAGAUUGCCUGCGGUGGUAUGCACGUUGCUGCCAUUACUCACGACAACAAGAUCCUGACCUGGGGUGUCAAUGACCAGGGUGCGCUUGGUCGUGACACGACCUGGGACGGUGGCCUGCGGGACAUGGACGCCGCCGACGACUCUGACGAUGACGAGGACGACACCGGCAUGAACCCCAACGAAAGCACUCCAGGCGAGGUCCUCCCCGAGUUCUUUGCUCCUGGCUCCAAGUUUGUCCAAGUUGUUGCCAGCGACAGCGCCACAUUUGUCCUGACCGAGACUGGCCGCGUCUACGGCUGGGGCACGUUCCGAUCAAGCGACGGUAUCCUCGGCUUCAGCGAGAAUGUCCACGUCCAGACUCGCCCGAUGUUGAUGCCCACGCUCAAGAACAUCCAGAAGCUGGCCGCCGGCUCCAACCACAUCCUGUCCCUGGACAACAAGGGCAACGUGCUCGCCUGGGGUUCUGGCCAGCAGAACCAGCUCGGUCGCCGUAUCAUUGAGCGCAACAAGCUCUCGUCUCUCACACCAAUGGGUAUGGGUCUCCCCAAGGGCAAGAUUGAGAAGAUUGCCUGUGGUGCGUACCACUCCUUUGCCAUUGACAAGGAGGGCAAGGUCUGGGGCUGGGGUCUCAACAACUUUGGCGAGCUCGGUAUCCAAGCCAACGCCGGUGAUGACGAUGCGGUCAUCUUGAAGCCUGUGAAGUUGGAUCUGCUCGACGGCCACAAAAUCACCGAGGUCGACGGCGGUAGCCACCACUCCGUUGCCUGCUCUGAUGCUGGUCACCUCUUCGUCUGGGGCCGCAUUGACGGCUACCAGGUUGGUUUCGAGGGUUCGGAGCUGAACAAGGAGGAUGUCAUCUUUGACGAGCGCGACACCGCCCGUAUUCUAUUCAAGCCCACCAUUAACCCUGCUGCUCCCAACAUCUGCGCCGUUGCUGCCGGUUCCGACAACAGCUUCGCAGUCUCCAAGGACGGCAAGGUCUACUCCUGGGGCUUCUCUGCCAACUACCAGACUGGCCAGGGCACCGAUGACGAAAUCGAGAAGCCUACUCUUAUCGACAACACCGCUGUGCGCGGUAAGCACAUUCUCGGCGCCGGCGCUGGUGGCCAAUACUCUAUUCUCUACGGCAAGCCUGAGGCGCAGACCAACGGCGUCCACUAGAGACCCCGAACCAUGCCACAAUAGCCCAAUGUUCUUUGUACGACCACCAUUUUCUUGCGAUUUUCUAUAUCAGUCUCAUGCAUUGCACUUUUGUUUUUCUCUUUUCGUCUGGCCUCUUCUACAUUAGACCCUUUUUUGAAUGGCUGACCACCCACGCUGUUCAUUUUCCUACUACUAUAGCUGAGCUCCAGCAAAGGUUGCUCUGUCUCUAAUUCUUGUUGUUUCUUUCCUCUGUGGUAACUCCCUUGUCGGCGUUCAUUUUACCCGAGUCGGUUUCUUGACACGAGACGAUGAAAAGGGCUUCUUUUCAUCUAUGCGGUCUCUUAUUCUGUUAGUUCUACAAUGACGAGAGACGCUGUAUGAAAUGGUGGGGUUACGGCGACGGGAACUAAGCAUCAAUGUUGCUUUAAAAAGUACACAGGGUGGAAGAGUAAAUUGUUUUUAUAUUCUAAGGCUACGCUUUUCGACUUCUGCCCGAUAUACUCGUUGUAUUAUUCAUUACCAACUAGUUCUCCGCCUCGUAAACCUUCGUGAAUUGCAAUAUUCCCCAACCAUGCUAUGCUCAAGUCUACCACAUUUGCACUCCUCUUUGGCCUGACUCUCAAGUGCCUGUCUUACUAUUAUAUGUUCUGCGUCGUAAAGGUUUGGUAUGUUGUUACAUUCUAGACAUUAAGCUUGGCGGCAGCAUUAGCCAAGGAUCCAGCUCCCCUGGAGCUAAAAAUGCUCAUGAUGCCAAAGCCAACGUAAAAGAGAGCCAGAGGGUACGCAACAAGUCCACGCAUGCCCUUCAUUCUGCCCACGGCGCAGAACAUGCCACUGGCGCUGUACGUGCACCACAUGAUGGCACCGCUAGUGAUGCAGAUACCAAUGGGCGUGUCCAUGGACAUGACGAUGCCAAAGAGAGAGGUUGCGACAAGAGGCAGCAGGCAGUAGCCCAAGACGGACGCAGAGCGAGUAAAGGUAAGCGUGGCAGAGAAGUGGCCGCCGCUGAUGCUGCCGCCCUGCUGCUGUCCAUUGCCGUGAGCAUCGUUGAACUGGCCAUACUGUCCUCCAGUGGUGGGGUCGUCGUCGGGAGACAUGAGAGACAGAAUCAUAUGUAAACUAGUCGAGCCGAGAAGGGCGAGGCCGUAAAUGUAUCCAAAGUGGACCUUGCCGGAAAAGAGCAGCGAGAAUCCAAAGAGGAGGAAGAAGAGGACGGGGCCGGCGAGGUCGGAGUCGUCCAUGAUGUGCUGGUCGAUGUGGCGGAAGGGGUUGAGAACCGCGAGGGU
Molecule: messenger RNA, 3209 nt
Organism: [Torrubiella] hemipterigena
Lineage: Eukaryota; Fungi; Ascomycota; Sordariomycetes; Hypocreales; Clavicipitaceae
Source: the annotation of a GenBank genome assembly